Messenger RNA from Rana temporaria (common frog), 1158 nucleotides. RefSeq names its product rho GDP-dissociation inhibitor 1-like. Gene Ontology annotation, cellular component: cytosol; membrane; cytoplasm. Gene Ontology annotation, biological process: Rho protein signal transduction. Gene Ontology annotation, molecular function: Rho GDP-dissociation inhibitor activity; protein binding. The record is from RefSeq and is a predicted model, not a curated record. NCBI's taxonomy places the organism in Eukaryota, Metazoa, Chordata, Amphibia, Anura, Ranidae. The coding region runs from base 253 to 948 and encodes 231 amino acids. The transcript is spliced from 6 exons.
CAGCCAAGAAUCCAAUUUUUUCCCAUUACGUCUUCCCUUUCUGCCUGCCCUGCUCAGGUAUUCCUUUCUGAAGGAAGGCUUGUUUAGGGAAGAUGCACUUUCUUUCUUCUUGAAUGGAUCUGUGAGGGGGGCAAAAAAAACAAAACAUUUUUUACAGAUUUAAUUCCGUUAUCGGCGCUUAUUUUAUUUAUUUUUUUCUUGGCGGUCAACCAUUUAAAUUUUUGUUUUGCAAUUGAUUGGGGUGCUGAAAAAAUGUUUGGGAGCAAAUCAGAAAUGACGGGGAUCGACGUGUGUGAAUUUGGGGGGCAGCUGUUGGAACUUAUGUGGUUGUCUGUGUGCUAUAGAGACAAAAUGGCGGACAAAAGUGAAAUCAAGAGUGUUGAUGAUUCUGAGGAUGAGGUUGACCUGAAUUAUAAGGCGCCUGAGAAGAAAUCCGUACAAGAGCUCCAGGAAUUGGACAAAGAUGAUGAAAGCUUGAUGAAAUACAAACAGGCUUUGCUUGGAAAAUUGCCAACUGCAGUGGAUCCAAACGCCCCCAACGUGCAAGUACUUUCCAUGGAGUUGAUAUGUAAUGAGGCUCCGGGACCCAUCAAAAUGGAAUUAGCAGGCAAUGUAGGAACGUUGAAAGAUCACACCUAUGUCCUGAAGGAGGCUUCCUGUUACAGGGUUAAAAUUACAUUUAAGGUGAACAAGGAAAUUGUAUCUGGGCUGAAAUAUGUACAGCAUACCUUCAAGACAGGAAUAAAAGUUGACAAAGAGACGCACAUGGUUGGCAGUUAUGGCCCUCGGGUGGAAGCGUACGAAUUCCUAACGCCACCAGAGGAUGCUCCGAAAGGAAUGAUUGCCCGCGGGACGUAUUCCAUCAAGUCCUUCUUCACAGAUGACGACAAAACCAACCACUUGUCCUGGGAGUGGAAAUUGAGUAUAAAAAAGGAGUGGAAGGACUAGAUCAGGGGGGAGGGGGGGAAAAAAAGCCCGCCAUGACUUUGUUUGUCAUCUUAAUUAGGGGAAAAUAAUGAUUCUGCAUAUUAAAAAUUGUACAAGAUUUAUUAUGGUUUCUACAUCUGUUUUCUAAUUGUUUUCUUGUAGUUUCUAAGAAAAAAAAACAAUAUACAAACAUGUAAAGACAUUAUUUAAUAAAGAGAAAACUUUAACAAA